Messenger RNA from Tachysurus vachellii, 2852 nucleotides. It is a transcript of the gene kcnj16a, whose product is annotated as potassium inwardly rectifying channel subfamily J member 16a. Lineage: Eukaryota; Metazoa; Chordata; Actinopteri; Siluriformes; Bagridae. Gene Ontology annotation, biological process: potassium ion import across plasma membrane; regulation of monoatomic ion transmembrane transport. The transcript has 2 exons. The record is from RefSeq and is a predicted model, not a curated record. Gene Ontology annotation, cellular component: plasma membrane. The coding region runs from base 133 to 1254 and encodes 373 amino acids. Gene Ontology annotation, molecular function: inward rectifier potassium channel activity.
GUACAGGUGGGUUGGUUCUUUCACACAUUCUUGCCCAAUCCAGCCUCUGUUGUUGGAGAUUGAGCGUCGUCUUUCUUACAGGUCCUCACACCUCAUAAUCUGCAAGGGAGAGAAACAUCUCAGGCCGGCAGCAUGAACUCGAGAACGGUUCAAAAGCAGCAUUACUCCAACGUAAAAUUGGAUGAUGGCUACUGCUUCACAAAGAGGCGUUAUGUGAACAAAGAUGGCAGCUGCAACAUAGUGUUUCGCCAUGUGCCUGAGGAAUGUCUUUUAUAUGUGACAGACAUCUUUACCACACUGGUGGAGAUCCGCUGGAGGGCCAUGUUCUUGACAUUUGCCCUCUCAUAUAUCCUGUCCUGGCUCUUCUUUGGGAUCCUGUUCUGGAUUAUCGCACUGAUCCAUGGUGACACGAGGGACCCAAACAACGAGCCUUGCAUCUAUGAGGUAAGAAGCUUUACAGCAGCCUUCCUCUUCUCUCUUGAGACACAGACUACCAUCGGAUAUGGCUCACGCGGCAUGUCUGAGAACUGCAUGCAGGCCAUCGUUACUGUGACCAUACAGGACAUCAUCAGCGUCUUCAUAGACACCUUUGUAAUUGGGAUCGUUGUUGCCAAAAUGGCAUCGGCCCGGAAAAGAGCACAGACAGUCGGAUUCAGUAAUAUUGCCGUGAUAAACCUUCGUAAUGGGCAUCUGUGCCUGUCAUGGCGAGUGGGUGACUUCCGUAGAAACCACCUGGUAGAAGGAACCACGCAUGCCCAGCUGGUCAGGCACACAGUGCAUACAAGUGGUCAAUCCGACCUAACCUAUCAUGACCUUGAAAUCCAAAACAGUCAUGUCAUUCUGGCCACUCCAGUGACUAUCAUCCACAGAAUCAAUGCCAGCAGUCCUCUACAUAAAAUGAGCCUGCAAGAUCUACACAAAGACUGCUUUGACCUGGUGGUGACUUUCACAUACACAGAUGACUGCAGUGGGAUUCUCCACCAAUCACGCACCUCCUACACUCCAAGUGAAAUUCUGUGGGGUCAGCAGUUUGAAGAGAUGGUGAGGGUUACCCAGAAGUCCUACAGAGUGGACUAUGCUCUCUUUCACCUAGCAGUUAAAGUCCCAGUUACAGAAAGCAGUGCUGAAAACAAUGAACUAAAGCAUCCUUCAAGCCGUAAACAAGACCAACAAAUGGGCUGUUCUCUGGCAGUGGAGAGUGAAGAAAUCUUAGGUCAAAACAAUACUAGCCUUACUAUUCAAGAAAAGCUAUAACAAACCAUGGUAUCUAUAGAACCUUGCAGUACUUAAGGUACAAUUAAGGGACAGUAAAGCUAUGUAUAAAAUAUACAAUAAAACAAUUCAAAACCUUGUAGCUAAUGUCCGUCGUAUACACGUGGAAUGUUAGAUUCAGGUGUAAGUCAUUCAGGAUUUUUCUUAAAAUAGAAUUUUAUAGAUAGAACCUGCAGACCAUAUAUGUGAAAUAAAUCUAAUGAUUUGUGUUAUUUAUUUCUUAGGCAAUCCAAAGUGCUGUAGGACGAUAUAUUGAUUAUGCUUUAUCUAUUAAAAACAUGUACAAACAUGCUUGACCAUGAGUCUUAGUCUCACAAGCUUUGCUAUAUUAUGACAGAAACAUCGUACAUAUCGUAACAAAUCAGCUACUUUAAUCCUCUGUGAGACUAACUGGAUUUGCGGGGCUUUAGUGCUACAUGUCGGUCAUUUCAGUUCCAUUUGCUAAAUAAUGCAACAAGGCUAACAUUAAAGUGAACUGCAAAAUAUCAUCUUACCACAGCAGGGAAAUUUAAAUUAAGUGUAGCAGAAUUAUGUUUUCGCUUUUGGUUUCCUCCAGAAUCUUUGUUAUGACAUUAUAGCAUCUAUUCGGAUUGCAGUAAAAUAACCUUUAUAACUAAAAUACUGAAAUUUCAGAAUAUAUUUUUCAUGUUUUCACCAGGAAACUAUAAUUCAUGCUUUUUGUCUACACCACACAUACCUGUUGAUAUUGCUUAAUGAGUAUUAUUACUUUAUUUGUAUGAAAUCGUGUUCUUUUGUAAAAUGCCUACAAUCGAAAGCUUUAAAAUAAUAUUAAAGAUUAUGAAUAAUGUCAAUUUUAUAUGUACUAAUUUAAGAAGUGACAUCUGUGUGCAGUGAAAAUGUACAUGACCCUAUAAGUUCUUUAAAAUGUCUCUCCUUAAGCCCAUUUUAUACUAGACCAGGUACAUCUUCAGUACCACUGUUAUACUGUAUGUACAUUUCUAAUGCAUUUCUUAUAUUAAGAUAUAAAAUUGCAUUUGUACUCUGGGUGGCCACUCAGUAAAAAUCCAAACUUAAUUUUGUUAAUAAUGCAAAGAACAGAGACGGUAGAUGGGAAAUGUAUGUAAGGAAUAUGUCAAAAAUAACACACAACAGGACAUGCUGUUAUAGAAAUAUAAUACAGGAUGGGGUGCUGUAAUAUUCCAUAACAACCAAUUUGCUUACAAUUACAAUAUUUAUUUUAUAAUGUUUUAUAGUUAUAUUUAUUGUUGAAUGCCCACACAAGACUCGUGGUAAUUUUUCAUAAAUUAUGAAAUCGCAGCUCACCUUCCUCUCUUUAUUCCCUGUUUAAAAGUUAAUAAGAAGCAAGUUAAUAAAAAUACAGCUUGUCACGUUGUGGAAAAACUGGAAAUCUCAAACACAACCUGUCCUGAAGACUUUCCCGUGGCAGUAAAUAUACUGUUUGGAGACUCCUUCCAUAAAUGUUAAAUAAACAUCAAACUUAACUCCUUACAGAAAAAAGCAACAAUGACAAUUUACGAUCAAUUUAUUAGUAGCCUUAAAUUGUGUGGACCUUCUGCCAAGUCACUGUGAAUGAAUUGUUGCCAUAGAUGUAAUAAUGU